Cryptococcus deneoformans JEC21 is the source of this 1564-nucleotide messenger RNA. RefSeq lists its product as hypothetical. Bases 118 to 1227 code for a protein of 369 amino acids. NCBI's taxonomy places the organism in Eukaryota, Fungi, Basidiomycota, Tremellomycetes, Tremellales, Cryptococcaceae. The transcript is spliced from 2 exons. The record is from RefSeq and is a predicted model, not a curated record.
GCCUCUUUUCAGUCUUUCUUUCUUCCUUCUCCAUCCAUCAAGCACUUUCUCCAUCCGCCAGCCGAUUCACUCACAAGGCACACCGCCACCCACACGCUCAUUAACCCGCACGCCGCAAUGAAGUACGCCCUUUUCGCCCUCGCCCUCGCCGGCGCCGUCUCCGCACAGUCUAACAGCACCGCAAACUCCACAGAAAGCAUCCUCAUCCCGGCCAACAUCACCUCCUCCUGCUCUUCCUUCCUGUCCGAGCUCAACUCUGACUCCACCCUUUCAUCAUGCGUCACUCCCCUCAUCAACGCUACUGCCUCCUUCUCGCCCACCGCGGUCGCCUCCGCUAAUCUUACAGAGGACACGAUCAACUACACGUUGGCGUCUAUCUGCAAGGGCACAGGCGGAUGUGACGACUCGACUAUCCGGAAAUGGCUUGGCAAGUUCUACUCGGAAUGUUACGCCGAGUUGACUUCGUCCACCGGGUACAACUCGGAAGUCAGGGAGCUUUACGACAUUCUCUAUGUGGUGAACCCUUUGAAGGCCGCCGUUUGCGCGGUUGACUCUUCCAACCAGGAAUACUGUGUCAACGAGAUUGUCCAGUCCGAGUCCAUCUCCACCUCCAACUCCACCGCUUCCAAUUCCACCGCCGCCGACGACGCCUCUGCUUCUACCAACGCCACCGCCUUGUUCGCCAGCUUUGCCGCGGCCGACAGCGCCCUUUCUCCCGUCGAGGUUGCUGUUUCCAACCUCUACAUCGAGGUCUCCUCCGCCGCCUCUUCUUUGAAGAAGCGAUUCCUUGACACUGUCCUCUCUCGACGUGCCGCUCAGUCCGUCAACAUGGCUACCAUCAUCACCCCCAAUGUUACCACCUACAAGAACACCAACCUUCCUUUCCUCUUCCUUCAGUCCUCGAUGGAUUCUAGCGCCCUCUGUACCCCCUGCACUCGCGAAGUCAUGGUCGCUUACAUCAAAUGGGAAACUCAAAUGCCCUAUGCCCUUGGUCUCAGGCAGUCUCCUAUCCUUGGUGGCCAGUCUGCCCUCUGGUCUGCUAUCAACUCUACUUGCGGCACCGCGUACGUCAACGCCAUCACUUCUGAAGUUGGCUCGACCUUGAGCUCCUCCAACGGCUCUUCUUCCGGCGCCGAAAGCUUGUUUGUUGGUCAGGGCGGUCUUAGCGGCUUGACUGCGAUCGUUGGCGCGACGGUUGUGGCGGGUGUCAUGGGUCUUCUUAUCUAAGUCUCUCUAGAAGAGAUUAUAAUUCCAUUUGUAUCGUAAUCUUUCAACUUUUUGUUAUCCUUACUUUUACCUCUGUUGACAGAGGAUUUCAAUAAAUUAUACACGCUCCCGGACAUUGGCAUUUUCUGUUUAGCGCUUAUAUCUCUGAAAUGGCCUUACCGUGCCGGUAUACCUACGUAUCUUCCUUCCUUCCAGACGAAACGUAUCUAGAUUAGUUUAUAUACCCUCUUUAUUUUCAGGUGUUAAAUGGAUGUGUCUAGUGUGUGCUCCAUAUGCACGGCACUCUCAAACUUCGGCUCUGCUUUUGUCACGAUGCAAGUCUAUAAUUCAAUGCACG